This is a messenger RNA of Carassius gibelio (silver crucian carp), 3226 nucleotides long. RefSeq names its product transcription factor E2F7. The coding region runs from base 336 to 2429 and encodes 697 amino acids. Gene Ontology annotation, biological process: regulation of transcription by RNA polymerase II. Lineage: Eukaryota; Metazoa; Chordata; Actinopteri; Cypriniformes; Cyprinidae. The record is from RefSeq and is a predicted model, not a curated record. The transcript has 13 exons. Gene Ontology annotation, cellular component: RNA polymerase II transcription regulator complex. Gene Ontology annotation, molecular function: DNA-binding transcription factor activity, RNA polymerase II-specific; RNA polymerase II cis-regulatory region sequence-specific DNA binding.
ACAAACCCCCCACAGGCUUGGUCAGAACGCGUCUCUGAUUGGCUACGACCGUCGCUCCGAGUCAUUCCCUCCUCGUUCGGCCAAUGAACGUCGGUAUAUGUGCUUAGCGGCUACGUGAUUGGCUGGGGGAGGGUGUAACUCUUCAGAGCGCCAGAAACGAGCUUUAGCGGGUGAUUCAUACUGGCUUGGCGGCACGACUGAAAUAAGAUUAUUAGUUAUGAUCUUCUGAUUUGGAGAGAAAAUAUGUUCAUUUAAGGAGCAAUACAAAGGAUCACCACUUCACAUGAUUCAAUCACGCUUUAAGGAUUUUUUUAUUCAAAGAACGGGUGUUUAAGAUGGAGAUGAAGUGUUUAACACUAAAGGAUUUGAUUAGUGUGAGGACACUAGUGAAUAAGAUGGGCUCGGAGGAUACCGGAAACACCAAUGACCGGAAAGAGAACAUCUGCAUGGACAGAAGAAAAACGACCCCUCUGAAGUGUGAGUCUGUGAAUGGACAUAGGAGAGUGUCCAGCCCAGAUAUCACCCACAUGACCCCCAAUAAACACGCAGAGAGGGCCCAUCCGGACCCCUGGACCCCGACAGCAAACCUGAAAAUGCUGAUCAGUGCCGCCAGCCCAGACAUCCGCGACAGAGAGAUGAAGAAAACCCUCUUCAGACCCAUCGAGAAUGAAGAGAAGUCUGUAGAGGAGGAAGAAGAGGAAGAACUCGACGACUCGUGCCAGUAUGAAGCGUUAGAUGAUUCUGAGAGGAGACCCAGUCGCAAACAGAAGAGCUUGGGGCUUUUGUGUCAGAAAUUUCUGGCAUUGUACCCUGAUUACCCAGAAACCUCUGAGAGCAUCAAUAUUUCUCUGGAUGAGGUGGCCACACGCUUAGGCGUUGAGAGACGUCGUAUCUACGACAUUGUGAACGUGCUGGAGUCUCUGAUGCUGGUGAGCAGAAUGGCUAAGAACCUGUACGUGUGGCACGGACGCUCAGGACUGACACGGACCCUGCAGGAUCUCCAUCAGGCGGGACGCGAGCAGGGCUACCAUCUGCAGAUGGACCAGAGACCGUGUGACGCCCACCACGUGCAAAACUCACACGCGUCCUCCAGCAGACGGAAGGACAAAUCGCUCCGUAUCAUGAGCCAGAAGUUUGUCAUGCUGUUUCUGGUGUCCAAAACACAGACCGUUACCCUCGAUACAGCGGCUAAGAUCCUGAUCGAAGAGGGUCAGGAUGACUCCAGCCACAGCAAGUAUAAAACUAAGGUGCGACGUUUGUACGAUAUCGCUAAUGUCCUGACCAGCCUGAAUCUGAUCAAGAAGCUUCACGUGAGAGAGGAAAAGAGCCGGAAACCCAUCUUCAAAUGGAUUGGGCCUGCCGAUUUCCACAGCAGCUGCGAUUCAGACGAUUUGAGAGUCUCCAAAGCUCAGAUUAGCUCCACCGGGGAACAACGGGAGAAGAUGACGCGUCACUCCUCCUUCCAGGUCACUUCUACCCCUUCUGUCAAUCAAAGGCGGAUAAGCUCCGCCCCCAGCACACCUCACAGACCUUCCACAGACGAGCCGGUGGAUUAUUCUAGGAAGAGUGUGAACACUAACGCAGUGUGUCAACUGCAGUUUGGAGACAGUGUUCAGUCCAGUGGACGUCCUGUGGCGUCGUCUCUUCAGACAGAUGUGUCUCAUGCAUCUCUGCCCGUUUCAGCCCAGUUCGCUCCUCACCAGUUAGCAUACUUGCCCGGUCUGCCCCAAACACCCCUGAUCAUGGUGUACAGCGGACACGUGCCAGACGCCAUCGGGUCACCCGUCUCAGGACAUCUGAAGAAGAGAGAGAGACAAGAGGAAGAGAAAGAGGAACAGACAGCGAAACGAAGCAACCGCUCGGCUUCCAUAGAAAGUCAAAUGGGUGAGAGUGCCAGAAGGUCUUCAGUCUGCUCUGGCGACGAUUCCCCGUGGGACGAGACCUCGUUUGGGCCUGUAAAUGAGGAAGAGGCGGGAGCACGCAGCCCUAAAGACCCCCGGCUGUCCUCUCAUUACCUCUAUGUUCCCAACACGGCAGGUCUGAACGGUUUGAACUUCCUCGUGCCAGCGGGACACACACAAGGUGGCGUGCCGGGUGUAGCCAUGCCGUAUUUUUUAGUGCAUUCACCGCUCGUGCCCUCCUCCAGCGGCGAGGCUUUGAGUUUCAGCGUGCUGUCACCGGCUCGUUUUGUGAUGCCCGGAGGGGCGUUUGGUGUGAUCGAAACACUGAACACCACUGAGCAUCGUGCACAAGGAAGCCCUCGGCCAGCGCAAACACAGACUCCUGUGACACCAAAGGAAGCGGCGGGGUGCUCCAAAUCUUUCUUUGAGACGCCCGGAGCCUUUGGCUCUCUCAGCACCCCCCCGGCGGCACGCAAAAGAGGCUCCGCCCAGAGGAGGCUGGACAUCGGACACACCGCAGCCAAUUAAAUCAGCCGUAUUCAUGCUUCUGUGGUGCUACAGUGCCAAAGACAGACACAGCAUUACACCGCAAACUCGACUGAUCAACAUUUCCUGUUUAGUAGCGAGGGCAGAUAUUAGUGUAUGCGGCUCUAUUUGUUAUCCCAAACCGCUUUAGAUAGUAUUUUGGAGUUCAUUCGACAUCCUACUAGUAUAUAAACCGUUAUUAUUUAUUACAGCUGAGGCUCAAAUCAACAAUCCAGCUCUAGCACUACGUAUUUAAACAUGUGAAAACUAAUCAAGUCUGGAUCAGCCUCUGAGAGAGAGGAAAUGAGCCGUAUGUUCACUCUUUCACGAGUUUGUAGAAGUGCUAACAUGCCAAAACUGAGUGUGUUUGGGGAUACAGAACAAAAUAAUGGAUGUGAUUUUUGACACUGUUAAAGUUUAAGGUGCUACAUCCGUGAAACGGAUAGAAAACGGAGACAUACUUGAAGACCGGUGACUGAUCUGCUAUCACUGGAGCAAAGGUGAAAUAUCACAGUACUGUACCGUUUUAAACAAAGGAUGUUUAUGUAUGAACUCUUUGUAGACUAGUAAUAAAUUAUUUUUUUGGAAACGUACAUUUGGAUUGAAUUUUACACAACAUGGUUUGAUCCAUAUAACUGUACAGUAUUUACUGUAACUCGCAGCAUUGAAUAUUUUUUAUGCCGGUCAGUGUUUAAAUGUGCGGUGCUUUUGUGUUAAAUUAUUAGAUAUGUUUUCAAUCAUUUUAUGUAUGGACACGUGUGACAUACAAGUAGUACAAAAUAAAUCUAUGUAAAAUGUAA